GCGAGCUAUACGUCAAACGUUAGCGGAGUCCGUUUUUAAAAUAUACCGCUUAAUAUUUUAAUUCCCCGUGCCGCUAAGGAAUACUUUGUUAAACACGUUUACUCACUGGAAUUAUCCACGCACAAACAAGGUCAACAAGGAUGCCUUCUGUGAAGUUCCAGAAAGGGGACAUGGUGAUGGGCCGCUGGCCUGGCAGCAGCCUGUAUUAUGAAGUGAAGGUGCUGAACUUUAAUGCCAAAAGUCAGCUCUACACCGUCAUCUACAAAGAUGGAACUGAGCUGGAACUCAAGGAACAAGACAUCAAGAGUACAGUUGGUUUUCAGACCCGUGCUCGUUCCCGCUCCCGUUCCAAAUCACCCGGACGGCGUCGCAGCAGGUCACGCUCACCUGCACGGACCACACGGCGCUCAUCCUCGCGUACAGCAGCGGCUGUGGCUGCUGCAGCUAUAACAGAGAGUGCACCAUCGUCCCGCAGAGAAGCAAAGCUGAAGGAAGCGCUAGAAGUCAGACUCAGUCCCAUUGAUCAGACAAAACCAGCUGAGAACAAUAGCAACAAUAAGCAUGAAAAGAAAGAGGAGAAUAACACUGCUAACAAAGUUAAUGAGGUGGAGGCUGAGCCUGAUAAGAACCAAAGUCGAUACAAUCUGCGUCGUAGGAAGGAUGAUGGAGACGCCAAACAAGAGGAGGUGAAACCAGAGGAGGUGGGGGAGAAGGAAGCCAAACCGGCUGCAGCUCCUGCUGCCAUUCCUACCUCACUGGACUUUGGAGGGAAGAUAGGUAGGCUGAAGAUGGGAGCUUACUUCUGGUUGCUGUUCCUGCCAGCCUGGGUUCUCUUCCUGACUCUCCAAGUAAACCUUAAGGACCCCAGCCUGGCCAACUUCCCUCCUCCUGUGCCCCCUCUUGAAACCUUCUUUGAUGCCCAGGCACUUGGAUUUGUUGUCCUCUGGAUACUAUUCCAGGCCUUGCUCUACGUCCUGCCUGUUGGAAAGCUAAGUGAGGGCAUGCCACUGAGAUCUGGAGAACGACUGAAAUACAGAACCAAUGGGUUCUUUGCCAUCGUGGUGAGUUCUCUAGUGACUGCAGCUGCAGUGUACCAGGGGGUCGACCUAACCUACAUCCACAGCAACUUCCUGCAGCUGGCUGUGGCCUCCUUCCUCGUCUCCGUACUGCUGAGUGUCUACCUGUAUGUUCGUUCCCGCUACGUUGCUCCCGAGCGUCUGGCACUGGGGGGAAACUCUGGAAAUGUGGUGUACGAUUUCUUCAAAGGGCAUGAGCUUAAUCCCCGCAUCAGAGACUUUGACCUGAAGUUUUUCUGUGAGAUGCGCCCUGGUCUGAUUGGCUGGUGCCUGAUCAACUUUGCCAUGGCACUGGCUGAGAUGAAGCAGCAGCAUCUGGAAGCUCCAUCACACUCAAUGAUCCUCGUCAACCUCUUCCAGCUUCUCUAUGUGGUCGACGGCCUCUGGAAUGAGGAGGCCAUUCUGACCACCAUGGACUUGAUGCACGAUGGUUUUGGCUUCAUGUUGGCCUUUGGUGAUCUGGUGUGGGUUCCCUUCACUUACACCCUGCAGGCCUAUUACCUGGUUAGCCAUCCCAAUCCCCUGAGCUUCCCUGCCCUGACAGUUAUCAUCACACUCAAACUUGUGGGCUUCUACAUCUUCAGGAAAUCCAACUCUCAGAAGAACGCUUUCAGGAGGAACCCCUCAGACCCUACACUGUCCCAUCUGAAGACCAUCCCCACAGCUACAGGAAAGAGUCUGCUGGUGUCGGGUUGGUGGGGUGUGGUCCGACACCCCAACUACCUGGGAGACCUUAUCAUGGCUCUGGCCUGGUCCCUGCCUUGUGGCUGUAGCCACCUCCUUCCAUGGUACUACAUGAUCUACUUCAUCAUCCUGCUGGUGCACCGAGACUCCCGCGACAUGAGCGACUGCAGGAGGAAGUAUGGCUCGGCGUGGGACGAGUACUGCCGAACUGUUCGCUACCGGAUCAUUCCCCGCGUCUACUAAGAAGACGGACGGACGGACACUCCAGAGCUGAGGCCUUUUUUGACCCAGAAUUACGGCCCAAAUAAGAGUGGAUUGACUGACUGAUUUGUAUUUGGAUUUUUUAUUCUUUUUAUUUUUCUUGACAAAGAAUUUUUAAAAAUCUUCUGUGGACUGCAGGCGCUGCAGUUCAGUGAUUUUUUUCAUGAGAGAAAAAAAAUGACGCUCAUUGGUGUAACGGACUUUUUGAAGAAUUGCCUUUUUUAAUAAAAAAAAAACACUCAAAAUGUCCUUUUAAAGGUUUACAAAAUGGGGGAGAAAAAGAAAACGCCUCUGCUUAGGAAUGUCUUUUUAGGAUGUAUAUUUUUGUAUAUACACAUUUGUUUUUAUACUGCACGAAGAAUCUUACAGCUUGCAAAGUUUUUGCUAAAUUUGACUGUCUAGCUUCCGUUUUCAAACGUAACAGUACCAGCUUGGCGAUUAUGAAUAAUUUUGUAAGAACCCUUUUACAAUAAUGAACCAGCUUGUGUAUAUUAUGAAGGUUGGGACUGAAAAUGAAUGAAUUGUACAGAGGAUUUAGAACUCGCGUUCUCUCAGGACCAGUCAAAAAGUUGAAUUAGAAGAACUGUCUCAAUAAUUUUGUUGUGUAAAAUGUUCUAGAAGUUUGUAGUUUUGACUUGAAAGUGUGAAAAUGAUUUUGAGAAAAUGCACUAAUGCGUGAUAGGUUUUAUUUUCUUGUAUUUUUGAUUCCAAAGUGUGUUUGAAUUGGCUUUGCUACCUCAGGUUCGCCUCCUCUGUUCCCAGCGGGACACGGUGGCUGUGAUUAUGAGUGUGACGUCAAUGCUUAUCAAAUCAAAACCAGCCACAUUCGACUGCUUCACCACAGUCUGUGGCACCCAUCCUCAUGUUCAAAACUCCCAGGUUCAUUUUAUUUUCAGCGUUUUAAACUCUGAGCUUUUGUUUCUGCUCGUUUCUGAAGUGAUUUUUAUUAUUGUGAAUUUCUUUAUUGAUAAUCUCCACUGCCACAUGAAUAACCUCGUUCAGCUUUAAUUUCCCAGAUCAUAUGACAAUUUAAAGUUCAUACUGUGACAACAUGCAGGGCUCUUGAUUGAUUUAGCAUUUACAACCUCUGCUAUUACAAGUAUUUCUACGCAUGUGCAGCUCUAGAAGAGAACCGAAGUAGCAAUAUAUAAACUAGACCACGUAGCAUUUGUUUUUAUGCUGUGCUGACUGAAUAACAUGUAAAUAGUUUGUUUUUAAUCAUGUUAUUUUCAGAAGAAGUAGUGAUCAUAGUAAUGUUCCUCUUUAGAUAUUUAAUUUUGCUGUUGUUUUUAUUUUUUAUUGUAAUUUAACCACUGAAUAUUGACCACUAGUUCUGUUUACACCCAGAUCUGUCGUGUUUCUAGAUGAUUGUACACGACAAAUGUAAAACGGUGUGCUACACCCUGAGGAAUUCUGUUUGAUACUUGAGAUGACACAUUCCUGUAUGGCCACAGCUCACUCUGCUUCACAAACAUUUGUUCAACUUUAAAAAACUUGAUUUGCCUGUUGAAGAAAGAAGCAAUAAGAUGUAAGUAGACCUGUAAGAAAGACAGAAAAGUCUGUGUUGAUCAGAUGGUCCCCAGGAUUAAUCAGACCUGUUACAGUGGCUGGGAUAAGCUUAUCUGUACAAAUGUUGCAGCAUAAAUAAAGAUUACAGUAUUUC
This is a messenger RNA of Cheilinus undulatus (humphead wrasse), 3684 nucleotides long. RefSeq names its product lamin B receptor (gene lbr). Bases 141 to 2003 code for a protein of 620 amino acids. Gene Ontology annotation, biological process: sterol biosynthetic process. Gene Ontology annotation, molecular function: oxidoreductase activity, acting on the CH-CH group of donors, NAD or NADP as acceptor. Gene Ontology annotation, cellular component: nuclear inner membrane. The record is from RefSeq and is a predicted model, not a curated record. The transcript has 14 exons. Lineage: Eukaryota; Metazoa; Chordata; Actinopteri; Labriformes; Labridae.